Messenger RNA from Oxyura jamaicensis (ruddy duck), 1021 nucleotides. RefSeq lists its product as uncharacterized. The transcript has 2 exons. The record is from RefSeq and is a predicted model, not a curated record. Bases 29 to 853 code for a protein of 274 amino acids. NCBI's taxonomy places the organism in Eukaryota, Metazoa, Chordata, Aves, Anseriformes, Anatidae.
CCCGCUAACCCCCCGCGUCCCCCCCAGGAUGGCCUCCCCUCAGCUGGCCGAGGCGAUGGCCGCGGCCUCGGCGGCCACCUCGCGGGCGCUGCGGGCGCUGCUGGGGGUGGCCGAGGCGCUGGGGACGCCGGCGGCGGUGCCGGCGGCGCGGGACGAGGCCGAAGAGGCGGCGGCGGAGGCCGAGGACGCCCUGAAGGGGCUGGACGCCGCGCUGGCGGCAGCGCUCAGCGCCACGGCGGUGGCGGCGCCGGGGCUGGAGGCCCGCGGCAUCUACCGGGCCCUGGAGGCCGUGGCCAGCGCCGGAGUCCGGGAGCUGGAGCGGGAGCAGAAGCGGAACCGGCGGCAGAGGAAGCUCCUGGGGGUGCUGCGCAACGUGGCCCUGGGGCUGCUGCUCCUGGGCACCCCCCUGCUGUCCUUCGACGCGCUGCGGGAGGCGCUGGGGGUGACCCAGGAGAGCCACCUCGUCCCCUGCCUGGCCACCGUCACCCUGCUGUGCCAGGUGGCCGCGUGGGCCGCCGACCGCUCCGGCCACCACCUGGCCACCGCCGUGGAGCAGCAGCGUCACCAGGCCACCCGCUACCGCCGCCUGGGCCACGCCGCCGCCACCGAUGUCACCAGCGUCACCGAGGCCACCCGGGCGGCCUCGGUGGCCCAGGGGACGCUGGAGGAGGUGGCCAACCACCUGCGUGACCUGGUGGAAGCCGUUGAGCAGGACCUGGCGGAGGCCCAGGGCUUCCCUGACAGCACGCGGGCCUUGGGGACCGCCGUGGUGGCCUUGGGGACAGUGAUCCAGGACGAGGAGGGGAUGCGGAGGCUGGCGCGGGCGCUGCAGGCGCUGCCCGGGGAGGUGUAGGGGCACCGGUAGCGUCCCGCUCGCCUCGGGGACAUCGUCACCCCCUGGGGGUGUUUUCGGGGCGUCCUGGUGUCCCGUGUUUGGGGACGCUGAGGUGGCCUUUUGGGGACAGGGAGGGUGACGCUGUCCUCUGUCCCCUCGCCCCAAUAAACUUCAAGGGUGCGCUGA